Molecule: messenger RNA, 967 nt
Organism: Drosophila gunungcola (fruit fly)
Lineage: Eukaryota; Metazoa; Arthropoda; Insecta; Diptera; Drosophilidae
Gene: Taf9
Product: transcription initiation factor TFIID subunit 9
Exons: 2
Coding region: 76-918 (280 amino acids)
Biological process (GO): DNA-templated transcription initiation; RNA polymerase II preinitiation complex assembly
Cellular component (GO): SAGA complex; transcription factor TFIID complex
Molecular function (GO): transcription coactivator activity; protein heterodimerization activity; RNA polymerase II general transcription initiation factor activity
Source: RefSeq, a predicted model, not a curated record
CCGAUACCGAUAACCGAUAGAUAUAUAUAUGUACAUGUCAAUUUUAAUAAACAAAUCGCCACAAAUAACAACAAAAUGAGCGGCGAAAAGGCCGAGAAGGCCAAGAUCAGUGCCCAAAUCAAGCAUGUGCCCAAGGACGCCCAGGUGAUCAUGUCGAUUUUGAAGGAGCUGAACAUCCAGGAGUACGAGCCACGCGUGGUCAACCAGAUGCUGGAGUUCACCUUCCGCUACGUCACCUGCAUCCUGGACGACGCGAAGGUGUAUGCCAACCAUGCGCGCAAGAAGACCAUCGACAUGGACGACGUGCGUCUGGCCACCGAGAUGACGCUGGACAAGAGUUUCACCGGUCCUCCGGCCCGUCAUGUUCUGGCCAAGGUGGCCGACGUGCGCAACGGCAUGCCGCUGCCGCCCAUCAAGCCGCACUGCGGUCUCCGGCUGCCGCCCGACCGCUACUGCCUCACCGGCGUCAACUACAAGCUGCGGGCCACCAACCAGCCCAAGAAGAUGACCAAGUCGGCGGUGGAGGGACGCCCGCUGAAGACCGUCGUCAAGCCUGUGUCCAGUGCCAAUGGGCCGAAGCGGGCCCACUCCGUGGUGGCCAAGCAACAGGUGGUGACCAUUCCCAAGCCCGUCAUCAAGUUCACCACCACCACGACCACGAAAACGGUGACCAGCUCCGGGGGAUCAGGAUCAGGCGGCGGUGGAACUGGUAUGGAGGCCAAGAGCGACCAAAGUGGAGCCAGCGGAGAUCUCAAGAUGGAGGUGGACAGCGAUGCAGCGGCCGUGGGCAGCAUCGCCAGUGGAUCUGGAUCGGGAUCUGGAAAUGCCGCAGGGGCAAGCGGAUCUGGAUCUUCCGGCGUGGGAGUGGCCGUCAAGCGGGAGCGCGAGGAGGAGGAGUUUGAGUUUGUAGCCAACUAGCGGAGCGAACAGAUUAACUCUAAAUAUAUUUUCAAUACCAUACCCAAAA